Messenger RNA from Python bivittatus (Burmese python), 522 nucleotides. It is a transcript of the gene IL17A, whose product is annotated as interleukin 17A. NCBI's taxonomy places the organism in Eukaryota, Metazoa, Chordata, Lepidosauria, Squamata, Pythonidae. The record is from RefSeq and is a predicted model, not a curated record. Gene Ontology annotation, cellular component: extracellular region. Gene Ontology annotation, biological process: inflammatory response. Gene Ontology annotation, molecular function: cytokine activity.
AUGACACCCAAAAGAUUGCCCUUUCAGAUCAGGCUGCUGCUACUGAUGCUUGCAGUGGGGAAUUUAGCCCAUGGAGGAAACACUUAUAAAACCAAGAAGAAGCGCAGUGAAAGAAUGACUGACUACAACUGCCCAACUCAGCCAGGAAUCCAAGAGGAUGCCAAAUUCCCAGAGACAGUGAAGGUACACAUACAUGUUGCUCAUACAGAACCAAUCAGAAGGAUGCCUCAUGAUGUCAGAAACAGAUCUCUCUCUCCAUGGGAUUACAGUGUUAAGGAAGAUCCUAACAGAUUCCCACACUUAAUUUCUGAAGCCAGCUGCCGCCAUACCGUUUGCCUGGAUUCCACGGGGAAUAGCCUAAACUACGCUAUGAACUCUGUUCCUAUCCAGCAGGAGAUCCUGGUUCUCAAACGCAAACAUGUUGGUUGCAAGCAAACCUAUUGGUUGGAGAAACAGGUGGUCACUGUUGGCUGUACCUGUGCCUUUCCUGCUUCCACUGCCUAUCAGAAAAAGAUUCUCUAA